AUGGCACCUUCCGAAGAGUCCAUCCUGAGCAACUUCCUGCUUACCCCAGCCCCGCUGCCAACAAUAUUGUCCCUGCAGAAAUUCACAGAACUUUUCCCUAAACGUCUAAGGAAUCACCCGCAUAUCAGGGCUUUGUACCGGGAGUUACAGCAAACCCGGGAACAUGACAUGGAUCAGGUAAAUGAAAACAUCGACACUGAGAUCCAUCAGGGCGAUCGUCAAAGAGCAGAGCUCCACAAAGCUAGUCUCACAGCUGGCGUGGAAGCAGCCAAUGACGAUGAGCAACGGGAGGUUGACAUGGAUCUUCAUCUAUUUGGGCAAAGUGUGCCUAAUCCCCAGAAUUAUCAUUCGGUGGAGAGUCUUCUGGCUGAAAUGGAGAUUGCUUGCACCCAUAUUGAGCGAGAGAUUGCUGAUAUUGACCGUGAAGCUACUGGCCUAGUAGCAGAACUCAACACGGCUGUGGGAGAUAUGAGUGAUCUUCGAUAUGGAAAAUUUGCCGGUCCUGCAUCGGCGAGGGAUGUGGCAGAGCAAAGUAUUGAAGGUCUGCAGAAUCUGGAGGAUACUUGUUAUCAAAAGAGCUUGCCAGAAGCUUGA
Molecule: messenger RNA, 594 nt
Organism: Penicillium longicatenatum
Lineage: Eukaryota; Fungi; Ascomycota; Eurotiomycetes; Eurotiales; Aspergillaceae
Product: Cnl2/NKP2 family protein
Exons: 1
Coding region: 1-594 (197 amino acids)
Biological process (GO): chromosome segregation
Cellular component (GO): Mis6-Sim4 complex; kinetochore
Source: RefSeq, a predicted model, not a curated record